Molecule: messenger RNA, 2463 nt
Organism: Chlorocebus sabaeus (green monkey)
Lineage: Eukaryota; Metazoa; Chordata; Mammalia; Primates; Cercopithecidae
Source: RefSeq, a predicted model, not a curated record
CGGAAAUGCUCGGCUGACCCGGAGGGUGGUGCUUCGUUCACACUGGCUGUGGUCUUCCGCCCCUGAGGUUUCAGGCUCUUGGCAGUGAAACUAGAAAUCUGGAACUGGGAAUUUGAAAUUUUGUUCACUGAUGGAUUUGCAGUACGGAGAACCGGCUCAUGGAAGGCACUCAUUUCUUCAGUGAAUGAAAGUGGCACAGCAGUCAAUCAGUUGGUUCCAAAGCCCCACUCAGAAAGGCAGGGUUUCGCUCACUGAGGAUAACUGAGUUGUGCAUGAAUGUCAACUCUUAAAGCUAGAAUGAGGCAUUACCCCUCUUCUGUUGGGGUCAGAGUGCAGACCUGAGACCACUGCUCACCGACUUCAGACUCCAGUUUAUCUGUGCCCCGGCUUCCUCACUUAGUCUCAGAAGACUUAGGCUGAGGCCCCAGGAGGAGAUCUCCAUCCUUUGCCAGAGCACAACGAGAUGGCCAUGUCCCAGGAAUCAUUGACCUUCAAGGACGUGUUUGUGGACUUCACCCUGGAGGAGUGGCAGCAACUGGACUCUGCCCAGAAGAACCUCUACAGGGAUGUCAUGCUUGAGAACUACAGCCACCUGGUGUCCGUGGGGUAUCUAGUUGCGAAGCCAGAUGUGAUCUUCAGGUUGGGACCAGGAGAAGAGUCCUGGAUGGCAGAUGGAGGGACCCCGGUACGGACCUGUGCAGGUGAGGACAGGCCAGGUUGCGAACUACGACUCUGCCCCUUCCAGAUUGCAUCCUCCUACCUCUCUCCUGGAUGUAACCUGUAUCCCAAAUUCGGAGAAGUCUGGCAAAUUGACGAGCAGACAGAUCACUACAAGGAAAGCCAAGACAAACUUCUGUGGCAAGCUGCAUUCACAGUCAAGGAAACACUGAAGGAUGAAAGUGAUCAAGAAUGUAAAAUACGUAGAAAAAUCGUUUAUCUCAACACAGACUUUGUUUCUGUGAAACAAAGACUCCCUAACUAUUACUCAUGGGAAAUGUGUUCAAAACAUAAUUUAAACUUUCUUAGUCAAAAUAGAAGCUAUAUAAGAAAGAAAGAUGAUGGAUGUAAGGCAUAUUGGAAAGUAUGCCUCCAUUCUAAUCUUCAUAAAGCUCAACCUGCAGAUAAAUUUUUUGACCCUAAUCAACGAGGGAAAGCCCUCCACCAAAAGCGAGCCCUUAAUAAAAAUCAGAGAAGUCAAACUGGGGAGAAGCUCUACAAAUGUACUGAAUGUGGAAAAGUGUUUAUCCAGAAAGCAAACUUAGUUGUACAUCAAAGAACUCACACCGGAGAGAAACCUUAUGAAUGCUGUGAAUGUGCAAAAGCCUUCAGCCAGAAGUCAACCCUCGUAGCACAUCAGAGAACUCACACAGGGGAGAAGCCCUAUGAAUGCAGUGAAUGUGGAAAAACCUUUAUCCAAAAGUCAACUCUGAUUAAACAUCAACGAACUCAUACAGGAGAGAAACCAUUUGUAUGUAGCAAAUGUCCAAAAGCCUUUAAGAGUUCAUAUCAUCUUAUUAGACAUGAAAAAACACACAUUAGACAAGCAUUUUAUAAAGGUAUUAGAUGUACUAAGUCCGACCUUAUAUAUCAGAGAAUUCACACAAGUAAGAAACCUGAGCGCAGUGAACAUGGGAAAGCCUCUGAUAAGAAGCCCAGUCCCACUAAACAUUGGAGAACUCAUACAAAAGAGAACAUUUAUGAGUGUAGUAAAUGUGGGAAAAGCUUCAGAGGAAAGUCACACCUCUCUGUUCAUCAGAGAAUUCAUACAGGAGAGAAACCCUAUGAAUGUAAUAUAUGUGGGAAGACUUUCAGUGGAAAGUCACACCUCUCUGUCCAUCAUAGAACUCAUACAGGAGAGAAACCUUAUGAAUGCAGAAGAUGUGGGAAAGCCUUUGGGGAGAAGUCAACCCUUAUUGUACAUCAGAGAAUGCAUACAGGAGAGAAACCCUAUAAAUGCAACGAAUGUGGGAAAGCCUUUAGUGAGAAGUCACCACUGAUUAAACAUCAGAGAAUUCAUACAGGAGAGAGACCCUAUGAAUGCACUGACUGUAAAAAAGCCUUCAGUAGGAAGUCAACUCUCAUUAAACAUCAGAGAAUUCAUACAGGAGAAAAACCUUACAAAUGUAGUGAAUGUGGGAAGGCCUUCAGUGUGAAAUCAACUCUCAUCGUGCAUCACAGAACUCAUACAGGAGAGAAACCUUAUGAAUGCAGAGACUGUGGGAAAGCAUUCAGUGGGAAGUCAACUCUCAUUAAACAUCAGAGAAGUCACACAGGAGAUAAAAACCUAUGAUUAUACUUGAGAGUGGGAUAAUUAUACUAGUAGUUAUUUGUCAUUUGACUAUUUCUCAUUAUUUGUCAAAUAAUUAGUCAUGGGGAGUAAUCUUAUAAAUGUCUAGAAUAUUGGAAAUUCUUCAUAUGUUAAUGUUCAUUUAACUUAAUAAAAGGUACAAAAGUAUAAUUCCA